Molecule: messenger RNA, 693 nt
Organism: Recurvomyces mirabilis
Lineage: Eukaryota; Fungi; Ascomycota; Dothideomycetes; Mycosphaerellales; Teratosphaeriaceae
Exons: 1
Coding region: 1-693 (230 amino acids)
Biological process (GO): N-acetylglucosamine metabolic process
Cellular component (GO): cytoplasm
Source: RefSeq, a predicted model, not a curated record
AUGACUAGCCACGAAGGACCUUCAACUGCCUUCUGGAACGUAAAUCUCCUACCAUCACAACACACAACAGAAUGCCCACCCUACCUCCAAUACGCCUUCACCGACCUCAAAGACCAAGCCAUUCUCAGCACACCCGACUCUUAUUACCACCGCCACUCCUGGUCCCAAGUCACGGAUCUCAUAACCCGUAACCGUCUAGACCUACUCCAACGCGUCCCCAGCGAUCUCCGCCGCUAUCGAGAAUACUGCUUCAAGAUCGUAAAAGAACAUGGUAGCAUCAUGUCCUUCAUCCUAAUCCACCGCCUCCACUGGACGGACCUCAAACCGUUAAGCGAAUCACCCUUCCAGAAUCCAGCGGAUUACAAGAUCCUGCAGAACGACUGGCCGUACGGCAUAGAUCUCCGAAUCACGCACUUAAUCAUCUGGACCAAAUCCUCCUUUCCCGAGGAUCCGAGGACGGAGGAUUUGACGGAUGAGGCGAGGAGCGAGAUCGAUGCUUUUGUGAGCGAGGUUUUUAUGGAGAGGGGGGGUUGUGAGAGGGAGAAGGUGAGGUGGUUUCGGAAUUGGAAUGGGUUGAAGAGUGUGCAUGCUAUUGAGCAUUUUCACGUUUUACUUUUCGAGGCGGGGGAGGGGUUUGUGAGGGGUCUGACGGGGGGGGAUGUUGCGUUGGGGAGGAAGACGGGUGUAGUGUAG